Molecule: messenger RNA, 486 nt
Organism: Acanthosepion pharaonis
Lineage: Eukaryota; Metazoa; Mollusca; Cephalopoda; Sepiida; Sepiidae
Source: the annotation of a GenBank genome assembly
AUGUUUUCUUUUUUUCUUGCUUUCAUUUUUCUUUCGUUUAUUCAUUUUUGUGUUCUUACUUUUUGUCUGUCAUUCUUUUUUAUUGUAUGUGAUUAUUCUUUUUUUCCAUUAUCUUGUUUUAGUUUUCCUUUCGUUUCUUUUCUUUCAAUUAUUCUUCUGUUUUUUAUUCUUAUUAUUUUAUUCUAUAUCAUAUUUAUUUGCUUUAUUUUAUUACUUUCGUUUUCCUUUCCUUAUUUCUCUUGCUUUUCUAUUCUUGUUCAUUCAUUUUCAUUUAUUAUUUUUUUCGCAUGUUCAAUUUCUCCUGUACUUCCUUUCUUCCCAUCUUUUUCGUUAUUUCUUUUUUUUUUUCUUCCUUCGUCUUUCAUUCGAUUUUUAUAUAUUGCCGCUUUCAUUUUUCAUGUAGUUUUCUUUUCCAUUGUUUUUAUUUUCGUUAAACUUUUCUUUAUUUGUGUUUUUCAUUGUUUAUUUCAUUUUCUUUUUUAUUAA